CUUAGAUCUCGUAAUUAGUUACUUUUAAUCAUCUUAAAAAAAACUACAGUUAUAAUCCGAAUACGAGACUUAUCAUGGUGCAUGCAACAAGCUGUGUUCGGAUUUUGCUCUAUAAAAACCCAAAUUAUUCAGGUCGGAGGAGGAGAAGAAGCUAUAGACAUGGCCGCCGCCGCCGCGACCUCAAUCACCGACCUGCCAGAGCCGCUCGUCCUCCGAAUCCUAUCGGACCUCCCUUUCCCGACCGUCGCCAAGAUCUGCACGACGAGCAGGAGGCUCUACUCCGCCUGGAACCAAAUCCCCCACCUCCACUCAGUGGCGGAUACAUGGGCCUCUAGGGUGUCCCAAGACACCCCUAAAAUUUAGGGAAACGAUUAUCCACCCCUGAUAGUAGUUUUGUAUGGAUAAAAAAAAUUAUAAUUGGUAAUUCAGGACACCCUUAAAUUUUGAAAAAAAAUUAUCCUAUUCUCGGUAGUAGUUUGCGUAUGAUUAAAAAUAUAUAAGUAGUAAUCUCUGUGUUAUUCAAACCUAGGACACUACUAUUAUUAAACAUAUUCUCUAGGU
Linum trigynum is the source of this 561-nucleotide messenger RNA. The record is from the annotation of a GenBank genome assembly. NCBI's taxonomy places the organism in Eukaryota, Viridiplantae, Streptophyta, Magnoliopsida, Malpighiales, Linaceae.